UAGCGCGAAAUUCUUUAACAUUUGGAUGCAGUUAUUGUAGUAAGGAAAGAAGGGUACAAGAGAAGGAAAUUUCGGGUCUUGCAAGUAUUAGAUUAACAAGAGAGAUAAAUUCUAUGCUAAAAUAGUUAAAUUUUGCAACAUGAAUGUGACAUUUAUUUUUGACAAAAAUUAUAUUGCAUGCACAUGUAAAGAGAAAAAGGGUUCGGUUAUGGUUUGAUGAAUAGAAACAUCGCCACUGACGUUGUAGUAGUGUGCAGUGUGUUCAAAUGGUGUUUCUGUCACUAGUUGUUCAUGUUGAACCAGCAACAUAAGAUUCUGUCACGAAACCUGUCGAUGGUCGGAAUCUGACAGAAAAUGAAGAAUCUCAGAUAUUGUUUCAGUUGGGCGUUUGUCAUUAUAUUCAUUCAUGUAAAUGUACUUGUCACUCCAUAUCUCACUCGUGCAGAAGGGUUUGAUUCUGUGAUCCAGUACCCACGUUCCAGGUGGAGAAGAACCCGAACUAGAUCCAAAUGGGUUCUUUAUGUCGGUGAUUAUGGUGCGAAAGGCGAUGGUAUUCACAAUGACACUGAGGCCUUCCUGGGGGCUUGGGGAAUCGCAUGUUCUCUCGCUGGAUUUGUAAAUCUUGUUUUUCCAUCUGGGGAAACUUUUCUUAUCUAUCCAGUGGACAUUGGUGGGCCUUGUCGAUCUAAGAUUAUUUUGACGAUAUCAGGUACAAUAGUUGCACCUCAAGAUCCUGAGGUGUGGCUUGGUUUGAAUCAGCGAAAAUGGCUUUACUUCCAUGGGGUGAAUCACCUCACUGUUGAUGGUGGAGGGAGUGUCAAUGGAAUGGGAGAGGAAUGGUGGGCCAGAUCUUGCAAGAUCAACUCCACAAAUCCAUGUCAUCCUGGUCCAACGGCUCUGACUUUUCAUAGAUGCAAGGAUCUAAAAAUUAGAAAUCUUAUGCUGAUAAAUAGCCAACAAAUGCACUUGUCGUUCACUAACUGUAUGCGGGUUGUUGCAUCCCAUCUCAAAGUAUUAGCACCUGCUUCCAGCCCUAAUACUGAUGGAAUCCAUAUUAGUGCAACAAAGGGAGUGCAGGUCAGGGAUAGUGUAAUUAGAACAGGUGAUGACUGCAUUUCAAUAGUUAGAAAUUCUUCACGGGUCUGGAUCAAAAACAUAUAUUGUGGUCCUGGACAUGGGAUAAGCAUCGGUAGCUUGGGAAAAUCAAAUAAAUGGGAGAGUGUGCAAAAUGUAAUUGUGGAGGGAGCUUACCUUUACAACACAGAUAAUGGGUUGAGGAUCAAAACUUGGCAGGGUGGUACUGGUUUGGCCUCCAAGAUCACCUUCCAGAAUAUAUUGAUGGAAAAUGUGUCCAAUCCAAUAAUAAUAGAUCAAUACUACUGUGAUUCGCAACAUCCAUGUGAAAACCAGACUUCGGCUGUUAGCGUGGAGAAUAUAUCAUUCAUUGAUAUACAAGGAACUUCAGCCUCUGAAGAAGCAAUUAAAUUUGCUUGCAGUGACGUUUCUCCAUGUGAAGAUCUAUAUCUUGAAAAUAUUUUUCUUGUAUCAUGCUUUGGAGAAAAUACUAACUCUUUCUGCUGGCAAGCUCACGGUUCUGCUCGGGGUUUCUUGUAUCCUCCUACUUGUUUCUCAACCAGUGAUGAUUUUAUUAGACAAAAUAUCUUCGUAGAGUCAAACCAUGCUAUUCAUUCCGUUUGAAUUGAAGGUAUACAGAUUAAAGGUAUUUACGUGUAGAAUAAAAUGAGUAUGCGAGUUCCUUAGAAAUUAGUUUGUACUCUAUCGUUUAAAGGGAAGGUAGAUAUGAUCACUUUUGAUCCAUUUUGAAGGUUUUGAAGUCCAGAUUUAUGUUCAGAUGAAAUAAUCAUUGUU
This is a messenger RNA of Vigna unguiculata (cowpea), 1869 nucleotides long. RefSeq names its product Pectin lyase-like superfamily protein. Gene Ontology annotation, molecular function: polygalacturonase activity. The record is from RefSeq and is a predicted model, not a curated record. Gene Ontology annotation, biological process: carbohydrate metabolic process. NCBI's taxonomy places the organism in Eukaryota, Viridiplantae, Streptophyta, Magnoliopsida, Fabales, Fabaceae.